Dunckerocampus dactyliophorus (ringed pipefish) is the source of this 1504-nucleotide messenger RNA. RefSeq lists its product as uncharacterized. The record is from RefSeq and is a predicted model, not a curated record. Bases 235 to 939 code for a protein of 234 amino acids. Lineage: Eukaryota; Metazoa; Chordata; Actinopteri; Syngnathiformes; Syngnathidae. The transcript has 2 exons.
UACACGACAAUGGAGUGGGAUAAGUUCAUUGAGUUUUAUUUUGAGUUGGGCCUAAAAUACAACGAUAUUAAAACAGUGCUUAGCAGUAAACAGGUUCGAGGUAAGUCAAAGACACCUAAAAAGAAUCUGCAGCGAAAGAGGGCUCUCUCGUCGCAAAGCGUAUUCAGAUGUAGCGGUCCUGGUUGAUUUCAUCAAGUACCAACUGCAAUACUCCGGACAACUUCACGGGUAUAGAUGGAUGUACGCGAAAUGCAGAACUUCAUCUGGCAGCUGGACUCAUAUGAUAAACUGAAGCCAUAUGGCUUCUGUAUCAACGGGAGCAUUGACGGGUUCUCCAGAAAGAUGAUCUGGCUCAACGCGUACACCACAAACAGUGACCCGAAGCUGAUUGGAGGCUAUUACAUCGAAGCAGUUCAACGUUUGGGGGGCUGCCCACGAAUUGUGAGGGGUGAUCCUGGCACCGAGAAUGGCCGUGUAAGAGACUUUCAGCGGUUACUCGUCCCUAUUCCUCCAGACGGCACCGUUGACAGUUACUUGGAGGGAGCCAGUACCGCCAACCAAAGAAUUGAAUCUUGGUGGGGUUUUCUACGCAGACAGUGUGUGGAGUUUUGGUUGUCUUUGUUUGCAGACCUCAGAGAUAAUGGAUUAUAUGACGGCGGGUUUCUGGACAAGGCAAUCCUUCAGUUUUGUUGCAUGGGACUCAUCCAGGAUGAGUUGGAUGACACUGCACAGGUUUGGAAUACACACACCAUCAGACCGUCAAAGAACAUCAACGUCCCCAGUGGUCGGCCCAGUGUGAUGCAUACAUUACCUCAACUCUAUGGGACCAGAGACUUCCUUUCCCCCGUUGAUGAUGCAGUCCAACUGUGCAAAGAUGAAUGCGUCUUUCGCCUGUCAAUACCAUGUGGUCCAGAUGUGUAUAAACUGAGUCCCAUCUGACUCCACCAGCUGAUCCAUAUCAGGCGGUGAGUUUGUACAUGCAUCUCAGACAGGUCAUCACUGAGUCUAUAUAAGGCAAAAUGCCAAUCCAGACCAUAACUCCUCCGAUUGACCUCAUGACCUCUAAAUGCUCCCCUUCUGAGUGUGCGCCUGCAUCUGCAGGAUGUGUGUGGCCUUUAAUUUGAAAACUGCUUGACAAAACUAAUGUAUCUUCUAUUUGUGAUAAACAGCAGAUCAAUGUCUUCUUAUUUUGUAAGAAUUACAAAUUCAUUUCAUGUUUUCAUCACACAAAAUAAGAUUACUGCCACGAGCAAGUUGAAAAACAUUUAUUGUAAGUUGACUAGAAACAACACAAAUGCCUUAUAUUCUUGUAGAACUAUUUUGGUAACUGUUGUGGUGCUGCAUUCUUUAUUCUGUAUGACAUCCUGGCCUGCAACGCUGAAUAAAUGUAAAUUAUUCCUAAUCUGUAUGGUUUGUUCAUAAAGAUCAAUUGGGAACAUCACUGCCGCUUCAUGGUAAAUGCACACGUUCUAUAAAAGUAGCUGUGAUGUGACAAGGUAAUAAC